This is a messenger RNA of Leishmania braziliensis MHOM/BR/75/M2904, 1224 nucleotides long. Its product is annotated as putative mitogen activated protein kinase. NCBI's taxonomy places the organism in Eukaryota, Euglenozoa, Kinetoplastea, Trypanosomatida, Trypanosomatidae. Gene Ontology annotation, cellular component: nucleus; cytoplasm. Bases 1 to 1224 code for a protein of 407 amino acids. The record is from RefSeq and is a predicted model, not a curated record. Gene Ontology annotation, biological process: protein phosphorylation; intracellular signal transduction. The transcript has a single exon. Gene Ontology annotation, molecular function: ATP binding; protein serine/threonine kinase activity.
AUGGAGCGCUACACAGUAAUGGGCCAGCUGGGCGACGGCUCCUUUGGCACGGUGAGUAAAGCCCAAAACACAAGCACUGGCGAAAUAGUGGCAGUGAAGAAGAUGAAGCAGCGCUUCCACAGUUGGGAGGAGUGCCUGCAGCUGCGUGAGAUCCAGUCGCUGCGCAAGGUGCAGCACCUCAACCUGGUGAAGCUGAAGGAAGUGGUGCGCGAGAAGACGGAGCUUUUUCUAAUUUUUGAGUACUGCGAAAAGAACAUCUUUCAAAUUCAGCGCCAGCGCGCCGAUCAGAUGAGCGGCACCAUUGCCUUUAGUGAUAAGGAGAUCCGUAGCAUCAUGUGCCAGACGUUGCUAGGCGUGCAGGCGAUUCACAAGGCAGGCUUUAUGCACCGAGAUCUCAAGCCAGAGAACUUGCUCAUCUCGGGCGACGUGGUGAAAGUCGCCGACUUUGGUCUCGCGAAGGAGAUUCGUUCCCGUCCACCGUUCACGGAGUACGUGUCGACACGGUGGUACCGCGCGCCGGAGAUUGUGCUGCAUUCCACUCACUACAACUCCCCUAUAGACAUCUGGGCGUGUGCGGUGAUCUUCGCUGAGCUCUACUUGUGCCGUCCCCUCUUUCCUGGUACUUCAGAGAGCGACCAGCUCUUCAAGAUUUGCUCCGUGCUCGGCUCUCCGGCCCCCAAUGAGUGGGAUGAGGGGUAUCAACUAGCGCGCCGUAUGAACAUGCGCUUUCCAACCGUCGCGCCAACACCGCUGCGCCAGAUCCUUACUACGGCACCGCCGGCGGCCGUGGACCUGAUGGAGCAGAUGCUGCGCUUCAACCCAGCAGAGCGGCUCACCGCGACGCAGUGCCUGCAGCACCCGUAUUUCACUGGCAUUGGUGGCAGUUCUGCGCUGUACGCUGGCAUCGCGACUGGCCAGCCACACAACCCGUUUCAAAUUGCCUCUAGCGGCGUGAGUGCUUCGCAGUCGAUCUCGAACGUGGGCUUGACCAGCAACAGCAGCCCGCCACCGACAACCUCGAAUGUGUCCCUCUUUAAGUACGCUAAUCUCUUCAACCAGGGGAAUCGCAGUCCGCUCUCUGUUAGCAGUACCUCUGCUCCAUUUUCGGGCAGUAGUGCACUCCAAGGCAACCUGAAUAGCAGCAAUAUAGUCCGCUCUGUGCCAGCGCAACGCAAGAUCUCCGUCACCAAUACGGCGGACAGCGACGACGAGUUUAACUUCUGA